GUUAGAAUAAAAAUUGAGUACAGUUUUUAAAGUGUAAGUCAAAUGCACUUCUCUUCUAACAUUUGACUGCCAUCCACUCUUGGCAUCGACGCUUGAAUGGCAUUACGAGCACCCCUCUGUCUAUCUAUUGUCUGCAGCAUAAUCCGACUGGUGAACCCAGAACUUGACAUUCGACCAGUCGACUGUAAAAACAUCGACGGCAUCAUCAUGCACAAAGUCUGCUACAAGUACGAAAGUACGGCUCUCUCCUGGGAAAAAGCAAAGCAAUUUUGUCUAGAGAAGCAGAUGACGCUCUUGUCGUCUGAUGACUUGAUGGUCCUACAGAACUUACAGGAGGCCGUCUUGAUCGUCGGUGAUAAAGAUCCAACAGAGAGCCACACGUACUGGCUCGGCGCCCGCUACAAACAGUCGGCCGCCGCCUACUACUGGUAUCACAACAAGCAACCCCUGCCCAACCCCGGCAGCUUCAACCUGUCGGCAACCCACGACAGCAGCAGGGAGUGUCUGGUGGUCAAGCGAGACAAGAUCACUGAGGAGAACUGCGACAAGACGCACGAGUUUUUCUGUCAGCACGAGGGGAUCAGCAAGUUCGGCAACAAUAUGUUGUGCCACUGUGCCCUCGGGUACUGCGAUACGGACGGCAAGUGCCUCAGGCCUGACAGUCUGUGUGAGAAGAACUGGUUUGCCGAGUCAUGUCAGUACUACGACAUUGCCGCCGACAUCGAAAGUGUCAACUCCUUACUGCGUGACAACGAUGACAAAACUUGCAUCACGAUGAGAGGCCUGACCCUCACACUCAACAAGCCGUUCUACUUCACCUGGAUGAGGCUGGUCUUUAAACGCAAAGGUGAAAACAGCGGUAUACAAAUUGGCUUCAGACUUCGAACACAAACGGAAGUGGCGUGUACUGAUCAAGUGAUGCUGACCAUUGAUGACGUCACGGUAGAUUUGAUCUGUCGGUUCGAACAGGUGCUGGUGACGGUGAUCACCAUCAGCUGGGAGGGGGAGAGGAGCAUCUGCUCAGUGUACAUCAGUGGAGGCCAGAACUUGGCCUACAUGGGCUCCACCAGCCAGUCGGGCAGUGAAGUGACGUCACACUACACCAUCGACGGGGUCAAAGGUUACCCUGCGCUCUGUGCCAGCACAGACCACACCUUGGACAACCAGUACUGGCUUCUGCUCUUCUCCCAGCCCUACUCCAUCCACACGGUCUUCCUGUACCGCCAGACUAGUGAGUAACCCAACCCCUCCCCACCCACAGACCACACCUUGGACAACCAGUACUGGCUUCUGCUCUUCUCCCAGCCCUACUCCAUCCACACGGUCUUCCUG
Messenger RNA from Physella acuta, 1332 nucleotides. RefSeq lists its product as uncharacterized. The record is from RefSeq and is a predicted model, not a curated record. NCBI's taxonomy places the organism in Eukaryota, Metazoa, Mollusca, Gastropoda, Physidae.